This is a messenger RNA of Coccomyxa subellipsoidea C-169, 1149 nucleotides long. RefSeq lists its product as hypothetical. The record is from RefSeq and is a predicted model, not a curated record. Gene Ontology annotation, molecular function: DNA binding. The coding region runs from base 1 to 1149 and encodes 382 amino acids. Gene Ontology annotation, cellular component: nucleus. Lineage: Eukaryota; Viridiplantae; Chlorophyta; Trebouxiophyceae; Coccomyxaceae. Gene Ontology annotation, biological process: regulation of transcription by RNA polymerase II. The transcript is spliced from 10 exons.
AUGUUCCAGGAGCUUCGUCUGAAUGACAGCGCGAUAAAAGGAGAGGACUUGUGGGUGCCAGUCAUGAAGGCAGGAGGCUAUGAGGCUGUCACUUCUGGGAAGCUUUGGGCUGCAAUGGGUCGCCAUCUCGGCGCUCCCAAGGGGAUGACAGAUCUGUCGCACAGAGUGAAGAAGGCUUAUGAGACCCAGCUGCUGCCCUUUGAAAGGGCCUUGAGGAAAGGAGAGGUCCCAGGCGUGAGCGUGCCUCCAGAAAUGGAGCCCAGCGCAAAGAGCAGGGCAGCGCCUGACAUCAGCGGCCAGCACAAAGCAGCAAAGCGGGACGGCGGCCCGGGUCGCACAGCUGGCAGGGGCGAGGCAAAGCGCGCAAGGGGAGGAGGGAGGAAUGGCGGCAGGGGUGGCAGGGGCGCUGCUGUUGCACGCUCAUUUCUCAGCGGCAUGGGGCUGAUUGGAGCGCGUGUGCUCAUCAAAUAUGAUGCGGACACCGAGGACGAGCCUCCUGUCUUCUACAUCGGCACUGUGAAGUCCUUCAGCAAGGAGAGGCAUCAUGUGGACUUUGAUGACGGCGACACAGAGGACAUUGACCUCUCUGAAGAGGUGUGGCGCAUUGCCAAAGCAGAGGAUGAGGCUGAAGCCCAGAGCGGUGGCAAGGUUGCCAUGAAGGAAGCCGACCUGGCCAACAUUGAUAAGGAACCUGGUGCGCAAAAGAAGGACUCUUCUCAGGACGCAGAGGCAGAGGCUGCAAAGCUGCAAGAAGCUGGGGUUGGCGGCAGCAAGCCCUCAAAAGAUAAUGCGCUGGACCAGAGCGACGAAGAGCACUUCACUCAGGCAAAGGAACUGCAGGAGCCCGAUGUUGUUGUGCGGGGUGAGCGCUUCAAGGUGCGCGAGGGAUUCAUUGAGGGGGAGCGCUGCUAUGAGAUCUACGUCAUUGUGGGACCCAUGGACAAGGACGACAUCAAGGUCAAGUGCUGGCCGGAGGGGCAUGUGCGUGUGACGGGGACACCUCAUCCUGGAAUUGAGAAAUGGACAAAGGAUCCAAUUGAGCACAACAUAUACCUGCCCUCGCCAAUUGACCCCUACUCAGCCAAGGCCCUCGUCACCCUCCAUGGCCUGCUGUACAUCAGUAUUGUCAUGGCAGCCUCCACCUCUUGA